Molecule: messenger RNA, 2549 nt
Organism: Sinocyclocheilus grahami
Lineage: Eukaryota; Metazoa; Chordata; Actinopteri; Cypriniformes; Cyprinidae
Product: G-protein coupled receptor 56-like
Exons: 14
Coding region: 231-2231 (666 amino acids)
Biological process (GO): cell surface receptor signaling pathway; adenylate cyclase-activating G protein-coupled receptor signaling pathway
Cellular component (GO): plasma membrane
Molecular function (GO): G protein-coupled receptor activity
Source: RefSeq, a predicted model, not a curated record
GGGACUGAGUCACUGCGCGCGGAGUCUGUGUGAGUGCCAAAGUCACUUGCGUUUAUCGCUCUUCCACUCGUUUUAUAUUACGCGUGUAUGGACAGGUUCUGUCUCACCGGGAACAUUACCGCAAAAUAAACAGCGACCGUUUUCCGAAAACCACGCGAGUGUUUUGUGUACGAGAGGCAGAUAGCAAGUGUUCUGCGUUCGUCUAUGAACGGCAUCAUCUAUGAGCUACAAUGGAGCAGAAUCUAAAGUCUGUAAGAAUGUGGAUAAUUACCUGCCUUUUGUUCAUUUUGGGUCAAGCAAUGGAGAAUGACAGAGACUUUAAGAUGUGUGGAACAUGGCGCCAUGGCAACGCAUCCCAAAAUCUGAAAUAUGAUUUGAAAACAGGCUGUAAGGAAAUUGAGAUUUCAGCCAAUGAGAGUACACUCUCAAUUCAGGGCAGCAUCACAGCCAAGUGCACACGAUCUUCAUCCAUUCCUCUAAAAUCAAACCCUCUUCAAAAUCAAAGUCAUUUCUGUGUGUUCUGGGAGCCGCUGCUGGACCUGCUGAUAGUGCAGGUGAAUGGAAAGAAUCACACUCUGUGUGAAUCACAUGGCCUUCAAGGAACCUGCUGCACUGACCUCUCACAAGGGAACCUCAAAACUGCUGCUCUAUAUGGUAUUGUGAAUGGCAGCACCCACGGUGAUAUCAUCAGAUAUGGUGUCAUGGAAGUAUAUAUAUUUCGAGGAGAUUCAAUCAACUGCAAGGAGAAAUUCUGUGAUGAGGCAAGUCAGAAGCACAGUGGAGCAAACAUGAUAGAGGAAGCAGUGAUGAAAUCCAAUAAAAUAGGUCGUGUGGAUCUACCUUGUGCUCAGAGCAGAAUCAUUGAGAUGGAAGAGGGUUUCACAGGACUCAAUUUCACUCUGCCAGCUCCUCGAAUUGUAGCACCAAACAUGAUACCCUCCGUUUAUCUUCCCUCCUGUCUGAAAUCCCAAUCAAGGAGCACAUCCAAAGUGGUGUGUACUUACUACCAAAACAAGACCUUGUUCCAGAGGGGAUCGUCUGAUGCAGAUCUUCUGGGUGGUAUAGUUGGACUCUCUGUGGAGAACGAGAUCAUCAAAAACCUCCCAGAACCUGUCAGAAUCAGCUUUCAUCACUCUGCUCUCCCACCUAACCAUUCUAGAAGUUGUGUUUCAUGGGACGCAAGACGAGAUAAUGAAGUGACCUGGAGAUAUGACGGCUGUGAGACUGUUAAAAUCCACGACACAGAGACAGAAUGUUGCUGUAAUCAUCUCACAUACUUUGCUAUUCUUGUGCAAGUGGAACAGAAGACUACAGUUCGCCAUCUACAGGCUCUGACGUUCAUUACCGCUGUGGGCUGUGCCGUGUCAUUAGUUAGCUGUUUGGUUCUCUUCUAUUGGCUCUGUAAACUCAGAGGGAAGAAAACCCAGAUCUCACUGGUUCACCGUGGUCUAGUAGUGGCAAUAUUUAUUCUGUGCUUAUUCUUCAUUCUUACUGGUACACUGGCCAAUGUAGGAAAUGAAAUUGUUUGUAAGAUAACAGGAUCCCUUCUGCAUUAUGCGCUGCUCAGCACCCUCUGCUGGAUGGCCAUGGAAGUGUUUCACACAUUCUUGCUGAUCCGCAAGGUGUUCAACUCAACUCUCCCGACAUGGAUAUUUUACUUGGUAGGCUUUGGUCUCCCGGUUCUGCUAGUCAGUAUACUGCUCUUGAUAGAGUGGCUUGGAGUUGACGUGGAUAUUUAUGGCGAAAGGAUGAUUGUACCAUGUGAUGAUGUCAACAAUCCUUACCGCAUGUGCUGGAUGUUGGAGAAUGACAACAGCCUAUUGGCUCAUUACAUCAUAAAUGUUGGCUUACUAGCUGUUGUGGUGAGCUCUGGUGCAGUCAUGCUUUUCCUUGUGGUGAGGGAGAUCCACAACCGACCUGACUGGAAGAAGAUUCAUGUGGCUUUUCUCAGUAUCUGGGGUCUCACCUGUCUGUUUGGCACGACGUGGGGCCUUGGUUUCCUGGAUUUUGGUCCUAUGUCAGAGACCAUUCUCUUCCUCUUCUGCAUUAUCAAUAGUUUACAAGGAUUUUUUCUCAUGCUGCGAUACUAUGCUCUUGAACAGAUGAAAAAGAAAGAUAUGUCCAUUUUGGAUGGGAGCAGUUCUGGAUCUUCAAAACAGCAUAUGUUACAGACUCAUGAGAAGAGUUCAAACCCUGGUGAUGCUCAAACAGUGCCUUUCUGCCAAAUGUAACUUCUUUCAGAGAUGUUACAAUAAAGGAUUAUUCACAAAGGGCAUUUGUAAAGCUCCUUUCUCAUCCUGCUGGUCAGGGUGUUGAAUGUUCCUCAGGUGACAUUGCAUUGAUAUUGGGUCACAUGCAGAGCUUCGGGUAGAUAAGCAUAAAUGCUUGACCUGUCAUAAGCUGUAUUUCUGUAUUCAUAUUCUUUGUGAGUAUGAUCAUUUGUUUCCGACUUGCACUUUAGCUUUUUUUAUUACUGUGUAAAAUUGCUGUAUUCAUUGUGAGAUGUGAAUAGGAGUUCUAGCAAAUCACUUUUAAUGAUGAAUAAAAAA